Messenger RNA from Rosa chinensis, 2724 nucleotides. RefSeq names its product glycine-rich RNA-binding protein RZ1C. The record is from RefSeq and is a predicted model, not a curated record. The transcript is spliced from 3 exons. NCBI's taxonomy places the organism in Eukaryota, Viridiplantae, Streptophyta, Magnoliopsida, Rosales, Rosaceae. Gene Ontology annotation, molecular function: zinc ion binding; RNA binding. The coding region runs from base 1712 to 2452 and encodes 246 amino acids.
AGUAUUCAUUCAUGGAAGAGAUGGGGUUGGGUUCCACAAGAAAAGUCCUGUGGUAAUGUUGGAAAGUUGGACCAUAAGUAUUGCUUAGAGGAUCGACCGACUAAUCAGCAAGUCAAAUAACGUGUCAAAUUUGAGAAGUUUCUCAUACUGAAGUUUAUGCUUUCUGUUUGGGUUCUUUUCAUCAAGUGCCGAAGCCUCAGAUGGUAUUGCUUGAACCAGUGAUUUGGUUCUUUUGCUGCAAGAAGGUUUUUUAUUUUUCUAAGUAGACCAAAGGCCCCUAUAUCUAUCUGCUUGCCAAUAUUUUUGGUUGGUUUGAUUCAAAACAUGAUGGUGAAGGUUGUCUGUCUUGUGAGAAUGAUUUUUGAGCCGGAUAGUUUCUCCUCCUCCUCCAUGUUCAUAUGUUUCUUUUCUCAUAGAAUUCAGAGGGUGAUCUACUUCAACUCAUCAUCUGUUAUGUGGGGAGUUUCUUAGUGGCUGCUAAAUCACAAAGCUUUGUUGUCUCUUGCUAAUUUGUUUUUCAGAUAUAGUAAACUUCUGAUGCCUGAUCGGGUGAGGUUCCAAAGUGUCAAAUUUAGGUAGUUCAUGCUUGAGGGGGUUAGUCUGGGUUAGUGACUCUUAACUGCUUCUGGCCGGCAAUGGGAUCCUCUCAUCUGCUAAUGUGGAGCACUCUUGAAGUAUGGGGCUGCUUUUGAGCCUUGCACUUGAACUUUGUUUGAACUACUUCAAUACUCUUUUGUUGUUAUUGUUUUGUUGCGAUGAUUAAGCUAAUGUUGCUGGUUUAGCGGGGAAUGAAGAUCAUCUAGACCUGGUAGAGUUUUUUGACAUCAGCUCUGGGGUCUCCAACACUGUCAGUCUAGCAAAUUCACAUUUGGCAACGUUUAUGCAAUGCAGUCUGUUGGUCUUUUGAGUCAUUGUUCAGAUCAGUUGCAUUUUUGAAGGUGUCAGAAAAGAGUAUUGUGUUGAUUAUCAUAUCGCAUGGACAGGUCUGAGUUCAGCAACAUCAAUGCUUUACUAUCUUCGGUGGUUUCUAGUGUAUCUGUAGUUGCAAAUUUGAUUUAAGAUUCCAUAAUACCUGAGGGCAAGAAUUUUGAAAGUACUAAAAAAUUGUCAGAAUUUCUAAAAAUAAAAAAGCCAGAACACGGAUAUAAUUUCAGGUGUUUACUAUAACUAAAUUGUAUGUUGGAAAGGGAAUCAGCAUUUUGUUUGGACAGAGUAUCUUGGCUGUUUAGGAAUCUUUUGGUUUAGUUUUGCUGAUUUGUUGAAAGACUGAUGGAGCUAGGUAGCUAUGGAACAAGUUGGUUAUAAUUUGCAGAGUAAAGAUGGUUGCUGCGGGUAAUUAGAUGUAUUUUGGUGUUCUGAGUUGUUAAUUUUGAAUAGUGUAAAGAUCAAAUGCUGCAAGAGCUGCCUUUCUCUGGCUGAUCUGUGUAGCUUUGCCUGAGGGUAGAUUGGUUUUGUGACUACAAGAUGGAUGUUUCUGGUGUCAAUGUAACUGCUGACAUACUUGAUAGUGUUCUGGGCGUAGAGACUAGAUGCAAUUAACCUUGUCGCGGGUUUGCGGGUUAGGUAUCAGUUUAUGCUGGAACUAGUUCAUUUGAUGUUGUGGGAAUUCAAGGUCAGUGGUCAUCUAUUGUCAGAUGUGGAUUCUUCUAAUAUCAGAAAUAUUCCAGUAUGAACAAGGUGCUCUGUUAUCGAUAUUUACAAAGGGAAAAUCAUGGUGGAAAGAGAUACACGGCGUCCUCGUGGUUUUGGGUUUAUUACAUUUGGAGAUCGACGGGCAAUGGAAGAUGCAAUCCGGGAGAUGCAUGGACAGGAAUUGGGUGCCCGCACCAUCUCCGUGAACAAAGCCCAACCCAGAAUGGGAGGGGAAGAUUUAGACCAUGGCUAUAGAGGAGGAGGAGGAGGGGGAGGAUACUCUUCUGGUGGCAGGAGAAGCUACGGAGGAGGUGGUGAUAGAUCUGUGGGCCAAGAUGAAUGCUUCAAGUGUGGGCGUACAGGACAUUGGGCUCGAGACUGCCCUUCGGCUGGUGGUGGAAGAGGUGGAGGGGGAGGUUCAUUCUCUUCACAUUCUAGGUUCGGGGCUGGUGGGCGUGGGGAUCGCUUUGGUGGAGAUCAUGAUCGCUACAUGGAUGACCGUUAUGAUGGAGGGCGCUAUGGAGACAGGGAUCGUUUUGACAGCAGGGAGGACAAAUAUGGGAGCCGUGAUCGCUAUGUCAGUGACAGGUACCCAGCUGGUGAUCGUUUUGCUAGUGACAGAUAUGGAGGUUCUGAUCGCUAUCCUCAAAAUGGCUAUGGCAAAGACAGAGGCUAUGAUAGGGAUGGUGGAGCAAGAGGUGGCAGUGAUAGAUAUGGAAGGGGAGGUCCAGCAAGAGAUGAGGGAGGUUACCGUAGCAGGGCUGGCCCUUACGACCGCCCUAGCAGGGGAGGGCGGCCAUCUUCCUUUGACCGCUACUAAGUACUAAUGUCUAAAAGUUGGAUGGUCGUUUUCAUGGAACUUGUAGCUGUGUUCUGUGUACUCUUUUAGGUUCUUGAUGUGGGAUGUUGAAAGUAAAAUUUGCUUAGGAGGAUUUUUAUGCAUGUACUGUCGUUCACUAGUUGCCUGUUUGAGUAUUACUUGUAACCCUUUCUCCGUCUAUCUUUUAUUCUUUUGUUGACAAAGAAAUGAAGGAAGAUAAGAAAUUAGGGUACUUCUAAUUGGAAAAAAGACAUGUUGUUGCCCUGGGUAUU